This is a messenger RNA of Cololabis saira (Pacific saury), 1146 nucleotides long. RefSeq names its product ankyrin repeat and SOCS box containing 13a, tandem duplicate 1 (gene asb13a.1). The transcript has 6 exons. Gene Ontology annotation, molecular function: protein binding. The record is from RefSeq and is a predicted model, not a curated record. Lineage: Eukaryota; Metazoa; Chordata; Actinopteri; Beloniformes; Belonidae. Gene Ontology annotation, biological process: protein ubiquitination; positive regulation of protein catabolic process. The coding region runs from base 103 to 933 and encodes 276 amino acids.
GCGGAACCAUAAAUCAGCCUUUACUCACCGCACUACCCGCCCGUGCGCUCCUGAAAGAUACUCCUAAAAUAACUCCUAAAGGAGUAAAGAGACAGGUAAAAUAUGUGGUCCUGGGCGGACCGCACAGCGCUGCAUGAAGCAGCCUCCCAGGGCAGAGCUCUGCAGCUGCAGCAGCUGCUGGACGGAGGCACGUCGGUGAACACGGUGACGGUGGACAACAUCACGCCGCUACACGAGGCCUGUAUCCAGAAUCACCCCAUCUGUGUCCGGCUGCUGCUGGAGGCCGGAGCCCAGGUGGACAUCCGGACCAUCCACGGCAGCACUCCCCUCUGCAACGCCUGCAGCUCCGGGAGCCUGGACUGUGCCGAGCUGCUGCUGGCGUACGGCGCCAAGGUCAACCCAUCCCUCACCGCACUCACCGCGUCCCCGCUGCACGAGGCCUGCAUACGGGGAAGUGCUGACGUGGUGAGGCUGAUGAUCUCCAGCGGCGCCAGGCUGGAGGCCUACGACGUCCACUUCGGCCCUCCCCUCCACAUAGCCUGCGCUAAAGGACACCUGGACUGCGUGGCGGAGCUGCUGCGGGCAGGCGCCAACGUGAACUCGGUGAAGUUCCACGAGACGGCGUUGCACCACGCAGCUCAGGCCCACAGGGAGGACCUGAUCCAACUGUUGGUGGAGUUUGGCGCCAACGUGUAUCCACGAGACAACGUCGGGAGGACACCUCUGGACUACACCACGCCGGCGUCUCCCUCCUACCACCUCCUCAGCUUCUAUGAGAGUAAUCCUCUGGGCCUGCAGCAGCUGUGCAGGAUUGCGGUGAGGGGGAUUAUGGGAACCCGAGCAUCAGAGGUCAUUGGUCAGCUGGACGUGUCCCCUCGUACCCACAGAUAUCUCCUGUACUGGGCUGAUCCCACACCAGUACCGGACGCUUGAUUCCCUAGACGGAAACAUCAUGGAUAGCACAUUUACUUAAAAAGAAUUAUUAAAGGUUUUAUUCAUAAAAGAUUGUGUAUAUGUAACGUGGCUCAAGAUUGCACUGUUCAUCCAACCAUCCAUCCAUCCAUCCAUCCAUCCAUCCAUCCAGACACUCACUUCACCCCAGACACUUCACCCCAGACACUUCACCCCAGACACUUCCUCCAUCUC